AUGAUGAAUGAUAAUCACGAUCCCUUGUUACAAAAUGGUGGAAACGUCAGUAUGGCGGUUGAUAGAAUUUGUGAUUCUCUUAUGGUGUUAUGUCAAAAGGUACGCGUUCUUGAACAAAAGAUGGAGCGCUUAGAGCGCUUAGAAGUUAGAGUAGAGCGCUUAGAAGCUAGACAGGAAAUCAACUCAAACUCAAAUGGUUUAGUUGCAAGAAGUGAUGCAAAUAGUUCAACCACUACAAAGGAUAACUUUGACCAGAUCGAAUAUGAAAAACGCAGUGUCAAGAAGUGGUUGUUAUUAUUGGAGUUAGGAGUUACUUUAUUUACUUCGAUUGGUUUGGGUUAUUAUCAAGGCGGUUUUGCAGUUGUUUAUCUUUUUGUUUUCUCUUAUAUUUUUAGUUUGGGUCACCCUUUAAAAAAGAUCAAUAUCAAUGAUCCUGAACAUCGUGAGAAUUUACAAAAUUUAGAAUUAAUUAAUCAAUUUAUUAAGGUUGGUCGGGUUAUAAUGAAACUAAUAAUGGCUUUUAUGUUGCUUCGUGAAGAAAACUUAUGGACUCCUAAGAAAUUUUUGGUUCUGAUUUUGAAAAAGUACUACUUUAAUGAUCAUCUUGAAUGA
Molecule: messenger RNA, 612 nt
Organism: Hansenula ciferrii
Lineage: Eukaryota; Fungi; Ascomycota; Saccharomycetes; Phaffomycetales; Wickerhamomycetaceae
Exons: 1
Coding region: 1-612 (203 amino acids)
Source: RefSeq, a predicted model, not a curated record